ACAGAGCUCAAGGAGGCCUUCUCUCUCUUUGACAAGGAUGGCGACGGCACCAUCAACUCCCAUGAGCUCGGCACCGUCAUGCGCUCCCUAGGCCAAAACCCAACCGAUGCUGAGCUGCGAGACAUGAUCAGCGAAGUCGAUGCCGACGGAAACGGCACCGUGGACUUCCCUGAGUUCUUGACGAUGAUGGCGCGCAAGAUGGGCGAGAAGGAUGUCGACGAGGAGUUGAGGGCUGCGUUUGAGGUAUUCGACAAGGAUGGGAGUGGGACGAUCAGCGCGGCUGAGUUGAAACAGGUCAUGCAGAGCCUUGGCGAGAAGCUCACCGACAACGAGGUCGACGAGAUGGUUCGUGAAGCUGACCAGGACGGUGAUGGCACCAUCAGCUUCGAAGGUUCGUACCAAAGCCUCUGUGAACGCACUACUACUCACUUAUUAUCCUUCGUAUUCAGAGUUCGUCAAGGUUCGUUCUUCCUACUCGUCCUCCGCCAUGAAUUUCUCUGUCUGACUGACUUCCAUUCGGAUUUCUCUAGAUGA
This is a messenger RNA of Stereum hirsutum FP-91666 SS1, 534 nucleotides long. Its product is annotated as EF-hand. The transcript has 3 exons. The annotation marks the transcript as partial. NCBI's taxonomy places the organism in Eukaryota, Fungi, Basidiomycota, Agaricomycetes, Russulales, Stereaceae. Gene Ontology annotation, molecular function: enzyme regulator activity; calcium ion binding. The record is from RefSeq and is a predicted model, not a curated record.